Molecule: messenger RNA, 2089 nt
Organism: Pogona vitticeps (central bearded dragon)
Lineage: Eukaryota; Metazoa; Chordata; Lepidosauria; Squamata; Agamidae
Source: RefSeq, a predicted model, not a curated record
UGAGAAGGAGCUGUGGAACAGCCUCCCUGGUGCACCUGCUUUUCCUCCCUCUUUUUGUGGCUGAGGAGGAAGGACAGCAAACAGGGAUCUCAGACAACGUAAAAUGCCUGAACAAUUAUGGACUGGGGGGCUGCAGGGUGGACUGUGUUUGGCACCGUCGUGGCACCCCAGGAGAGGCACAGUUCUCCCUCAGUUUCUCUCGCCUUGUCCUUAGGCAGCCGGGAGCCCCAGCGCAAGAAAAGGCCGGGUCGCCUAAUGCUUGGAGCAUCCACAGUGAUGCCGGCCACUUCCGCUGCAACUUGUCUGCCUUCCCCAAAGCCCAGGAGACGUACAGAUGCUCCGCAGAGUGUGAAGACGAGUUCACAGAGAACGAUCAGUACCGCGUGUCUCUGCAGGCCGCCUUCCCAGGAAAGACCCUUGUCUACCCAGUGUUUGCUCUGUAUGAGCCCAGGAUGAACAUUUUAUGUGACCCGCCUGUUGACCUGAAGAGCAACAUGAGCAGCAACAAGUGCCGAAUCCAGUGGAAAAAGCCUCCUGCCUACGAGUACAUUUUCCUUGGGGACUGGCAGUGGGAGCUGGCCUUCAAGACCACGCAAGCUCCCUGGGAGCAGGCACAGACAAAGACCUUGGUCAACAAAGAUGCAUUUGUGGAAAUAGAUGGCUCACAGCUCCUGCCUGGCACAAAUUAUACCGCAAGACUUCGCUGCAAAACCCCAGACACGGAGGAGAGGUAUAGGAGUUACUGGAGCCCCUGGAGUCCUGCCACCACGUGGAAGACCCCGCCAGAAGCCGACGGGCCAAAGCUGCUGGACCCCAGCCACCUCAGGAGCCUGCUCUUCUUGGCCCUGCCCUUCUGCCUCGGGGCCCUGCUCCUCGCCCUCAAGGUCUUCUCGAGGGCCAAGGCCAGCUGGGGGGCCAAGAUCCCCACCCCGGCAGCAUUCUUCCAGCCACUUUAUAUCGCUCACAAUGGGGAUUUCAAGGAUUGGGCCGGACUCACAGAGAAGGGGCCUUGGCUGGCCAGUGGCAUCGAGAACCACAGCCCCACCAAAGGAAGCAGCAAAGGGGAUAAGGGGAAUGGAGCCCUGACCGCUUCUCCAAUAAAGGCUGUGACCCACAAGGGACCCCAGCUUCUGCCUGAAGAAUCUCCUGCCUGCCUGUACAUCAUGGUCGAAGAGGUGGCUCCUGAGCAGGUGCAGAAGGGGCUCCAGCCUAACUGUAGGCAUGGCGCUGAGCCCCCACUGCCUCUCCCCUGGGGAAGUUCUCUCUGGGUGAAAGGCCAUGGGGAGGCAGGGCAGGAGGGGGCCCCUCCUCUGAAAGGCAGGGAGGGUCCCCACCAUCCAGAGUGGGGGCCCCAGACCCUCCCCUCCUGCAGCAGCAGCAGCAGUAGUGACUACUGCAUGUGGGGCAGUGACAGCAGCAGCAGGCCAGGCUCCAUCGCCAAGACCAAGACACUGCAGGGCAUCUGGCUGGGGAGGCUCAGCAGCACCAGCGAGAACCCAUGCCAGGCUACUCCAGGCAGCCCCAGCCUCACAGACGCAAGCUGCAGCCCCCAGCUCUGAGACAGGGGCUUAGGGGUUCCUCCCUAGGCAGAAGGGGCAGGAAAGCAGUUUGCAGCUGGGGUCGCGUCUUGCUUGCCAUGGGGAGGGCAAAGGUAGCGGGAGGGGAGGGAGGCAACAAAGAGUCUUGUUAAAGACUAACCAGGCUGGUAUGAAAACAGGCCGGCCUCAAAGAGCUGCUAGACACCUCAGUGUUUUUGCUAGACAAGCCUAAAGGGGUGGUGGUGGUACUCCCUGGGCUCGUGGAGCUGCUUGGGAACUGGGGUGGGUUUGAAGCCAAUGUGAGGAGGCCUUCUCUGGGCCUCCGAUGCCAGGGCAGCUGCACUGCUGGAGGACCUGCUGGUUUCCAACAGGUUCUGCUUGAGCAGCUGUAGCAGUAUAUCCCUGCACCUUCCUUUGUGUCUCGUGCUCUUUCCAGAACCAAGACUGCUUAAAGCUACUGUUGUGCUCCUGCUUCCCCCACCCCACCCCACUCAGUGCUCACAGCAUGGGAGGGGGAGGAGGGCCCUUGUGUGUCCCCUCCUUGCCCACCC